This is a messenger RNA of Morchella importuna, 1140 nucleotides long. RefSeq lists its product as uncharacterized. The transcript is spliced from 6 exons. Gene Ontology annotation, biological process: isocitrate metabolic process; tricarboxylic acid cycle. Gene Ontology annotation, cellular component: mitochondrion. The record is from RefSeq and is a predicted model, not a curated record. The coding region runs from base 1 to 1140 and encodes 379 amino acids. NCBI's taxonomy places the organism in Eukaryota, Fungi, Ascomycota, Pezizomycetes, Pezizales, Morchellaceae. Gene Ontology annotation, molecular function: magnesium ion binding; isocitrate dehydrogenase (NAD+) activity; NAD binding.
AUGUUCGCUGCUCGCUCUGCCUCCCGGAGCCUCUUUGCUGCUCGGCCACUGGUUCAGUCAAGAGCCGCCCUGUUCCGAAGAGCAUAUGCCACUGAGCAGAAGAAGAUCGCCGAAUUCAAAGGGAAGAAAAAUGCAGCUGGAAACUACACAGUAACCUUCAUUGAGGGUGACGGUAUCGGCCCCGAGAUUUCCAAGUCAGUCAAGAGCAUUUUUGCUGCUGCUAGGGCCCCUAUCGAGUGGGAAUCCGUCGAUGUGACCCCAAUUUUGGUAGACGGAAGAACUGCGAUCCCCGAUGCUGCGAUCCAGUCCGUCAGGAAGAACUUGGUCGCCCUCAAGGGACCCCUAGCUACCCCCAUCGGAAAGGGUCACGUAUCACUCAACUUGACUCUUCGUCGUACCUUCAACCUUUUUGCCAACGUCCGUCCUUGCCGCUCUAUCGCCGGUUACAAGACUGCGUAUGAUGAUGUCAACACUAUCCUCAUCCGUGAGAACACCGAGGGAGAGUACUCCGGUAUCGAGCACGUCGUUGUCGACGGUGUCGUUCAGUCCAUCAAGUUGAUCACCAGGGAGGCUUCCGAGAGGGUUCUGCGAUUCGCUUUCCAGCACGCCCAGAUGAUUGGAAGGAAGAAGGUCCGAGCUGUUCACAAAGCCACCAUCAUGAAGAUGAGUGAUGGUUUGUUCCUGAACACCGCAAACGAGAUCGCUAAGGAGUUCCCGGAUAUUGAAUUCGAUGCUGAGUUGCUGGACAACGCUUGCUUGAAGAUGACUACCAACCCCGAUCUCUACUCCGACAUUCUCCUUGUUAUGCCUAACUUGUACGGAGACAUUCUCUCUGAUCUCUGCGCUGGUCUCAUCGGUGGUCUUGGUUUGACCCCCUCCGGAAACAUCGGAGACGAGUGCUCCAUCUUCGAGGCUGUCCACGGUUCUGCACCUGAUAUUGCUGGAAAGGACCUUGCCAACCCCACUGCGCUUCUCCUGUCUUCAGUCAUGAUGUUGCAGCACAUGGGACUCUCAGAGCAUGCCGAGAAGAUCCAGAAGGCCAUCUUCGCAACCCUUGCUGAGGGCAAGUCCUUGACUGGAGAUCUGGGCGGAAAGUCAACAAAUACCCAGUACGCCGAGGCUGUCAUCAGCAAGUUGUAA